AUGAAGAUCAGCGCUAUUGCCUCUUCCCUGCUCUGCCUGGCGGCUGCCCAGCUUGUCGCCGCAGACGCCGACACCACCUCCACCUCGACGGUGACUACUUUCCUCACUCGGACGCUGGUUCACGUUGACACCGUGACCUCGUCGAGCGCGUCGACCACGUCCGCACCUCUGAUUCCCACCCACGCGCCCAGCGCUCCUAGCAGCUCGGUGGCUGUCAGCUCCUCUGCCGUCCCGACCUCGCUCGUCGUCGCUCCUUCGGCCAGUGCCUCGGCCACCGCGUCUUCCGUUUUCACCGGCGCCGGUAACGUCAACACCGCUGGCAUGCCUGUUGCGCUUGUCGCCGGAUCUCUGGCUCUGAUCAUGGGCGCUCUGUGA
This is a messenger RNA of Aspergillus aculeatus ATCC 16872, 375 nucleotides long. RefSeq lists its product as uncharacterized. The transcript has a single exon. The record is from RefSeq and is a predicted model, not a curated record. NCBI's taxonomy places the organism in Eukaryota, Fungi, Ascomycota, Eurotiomycetes, Eurotiales, Aspergillaceae. The coding region runs from base 1 to 375 and encodes 124 amino acids.